AUGGUCUCCACGUUGUUACUCUGCGGUGGGACGGACCAGGAUGAAGGAUGCUGGAACGACAGGAUUCCACUUGCACCGGUUAAAAUGAAUCGCAGGGAGGACCCGCUGUUGCGGCAGCAUCGCAACCGCUUGCUGCAAUUAGCAGAGGUGACAAACAUCAAGCCUGGCCGUGGCAGCGGGAAAAGACGAGGCCAGAGACAGUCGCACGGUUUCGGACCCAGCAAUGGCGGACCGAGCGGCGGAGGCCGUGUCACCCUGCAGGAUAUCGUGAGGAGCGAUCCUGGAUACACGCCAAACAUCGAGCAUUUAGUUUUUCCGGAGCGCAAGAGCAGCAACCCGAAUUUGGCGAAAACCAGCGACGAUGCUCCGGCGAACAAAUCCAAGUCGAACGCCACCAGCUCGGGCAGAUCCAGGCUCGCGGAAGUGUUCUCCAGGCAUUACUCCAGGGGCUCCUCGCAGGACUCUUCGGUCACGUCCAGGAAGAAUCACUUGAACAGCACGUCGCUGGACAGCGGAGGGACGGUGUCCCAUCAGGCAACAGGGUCGAGCGGAGCGUCGGUGGUGACGAGAAGCGCCGGGCGUCGUUGGCUGUCGCAGAGCUCGCAAUCCUCCAGGCAACAUUCGGCCGAGGACGGGGUACGUGGGGGCAACGUGGGCGUCAUAGGGCCCGUUUCGACCUCGUCCUCGAGUCAGGCCCCUGCUCCCGCCCUGCCACCUCGUAGAGUCAGUCCAGCCGCGGAUUCCACCGACAUCUCGAAUACGGCCACUGGCUCCCGCGGCGACAGAGGUCAAAACGUGUCGAUCCUGCAUUUACGCGGCACGUCGGAUCCUUGGGAAGUUGGCUCUCAAGGUUCCUCGUAUAGCGUCGGUAGCAAUAAAAGUCAAACUGGCGGCAAAGGAAAAUCGAGCGGAAAUACCCGAGGCUCGUAUACGCGUGGCACUUCGAUACCGUCUUUGAAGCGCCACGACACCGCGGCAUCGGCGUCCUCGACUUCCAGCUUGAAACAGCAUCGACAGGAUAGCCACGGACAGGUGACGAGUUCUCGUCGUCGAGAAUCCUCGAAUUCGUUCCUGUCGGGUAACAGCGGCACCUCCGGCGAACUUUUCAUCAGCGGAGAUUGCAGCAGGGAAUUGUCACCGGUCCGAUGGUGCGACAGAGAGGUGGACGGUGUCUAUUUGGGUCGAUCGGGUUGGGUUCAGGUGCAACAAAGGUCUCUGGACGAGAAUCGGCGGAUAAACUAUGAGAGUAGCUUGGUAACGGCAACCACGGGUACCCUGCCGUUACCGCGACGAGCCAUGGUAAAAUUGGCCGACUACCAUUGCAACAGCGAACCAGGGAAAUGUCCAGAAGAGUUUCUACGAUUGGACAGUCAGAGACCGGACUAUCUGGCUCUCCACGGACAAGAUUUCGAAUCAGUGGCAAGCAGCACUUGCACGUCCCCUCACAGUAUCCCGGAAUCUUAUUCCCCGCCGUCGAUCACGCCGAUAAUCUCACCUCCACCGGCCUUCCAGGACGUGGUCGGCAAAAAGACGUCCUCGAAACACUCUUCCGGGCGUAACAACUAUGGGAAGCCGCCGUUCCUACCGAGAUCCAACGCUAUAGUAGACAGUGACAUCAUCAGUCCUCCACCGUCGCCUCCGCAUCAAGUGAAUUGGAGUUCCUUGCCACCUUCUUCCCGGAAAUCGUCGAGCACGCCGUCCAGACCUCGGAGGCAGAAUAGCAGUAGUCAACAACAGCAGCAGCAGCAGCAACAGCAACAGCAGCAGCAGCAGCAGCAGCAGCAGCAGCAGUAUCGGAUGGCUCAAGCGAAAUCACUGGAAGAUCAAUCUUCCACGAGGAGAUCGCAGUUCGUCCAACGUUAUCUAGAAUCGUCUAGCUCGUCCUCCUCGUCGGUAGGUUUCAGAAGUUUGGACAGCUGCGUCACGAGAGUGGCAAUGCCUAGAUUAGCGGAAAACACGGAUUCGUCGGUGGAGGGCUACGACGACGGCGACGACGAGGACGACAAUCCUAGCUCCUCCUUGAAUCUGAGCCUCGUUUCUUCCUCUAUAAUAGCCCUGAAUUCAUCCACGGAGUCUAUACGCGCUAAUGGAGAAAGGAUUUCGCCAAACAGACGUCAUCACAGAAGUCAACAGGGAUUAAGAAGAUCGCCCGGAUCCUCGGAAUCCGGCAAGUUAUCGUUCAAUUCGCCUUCCUCCUCUUCCUCGUCGUCGAGCAGCGCGGAUAGACAAGGCAGAUCUCCGACGCCCAAUCCUUUCAGACGUAGCAAUGCCUCUAGACAGCACCAGAGCGCCAGGACGACGCAAGCGUCCCCGGAUUCCCAUCAGUCGCGGGUAAGAAGAUCCAGGAGCCUUCAAUUACCAGAGAAGAGGUCUCCUAGCACCGCGGCACCGAGCAGAGAACACUCCAGGGAAUCUAACGAGCCCCAUAGACUCGUCGUGAAAAUCUCCAGCGAUCGAGGGAACGAGAGGAAACGUCACGCUCUUCAAAACAGAAAAGCGCAGUCGACCGAGAACGCGUUAAACGAGGAGCUUCUCCGUGAAACCGAGGCAGUAACCGAGUUCCUUUACGGUACAAGGAAUCGUGCCGUGGCCAGGAGCCUUCUCUCCUGCCGCUUCGAGCGCCGCGAGGACAGCCAGGAUCAAAGACAAAGGAACAAUCCCAACACCUACGACGUUUACUUUAUCUCGUCCAAACAACAACAAUCUUCCAAAUCGACCAACUCGUCGACGCAACAACAAUCCCAGCAACAGCAGCAACAUCAACAACAGCAGCAGCAUCAACAACAGCAGCAGCAGCAGCAACAGUCGCAACAGCAGCAGCAGCAACAACAGCAGCAGCAACAAUCCAGGCGGCCAAAGACGCUUCAAAGAGGGGCAACGACCCCGAACGCGAAUCCUUCCACUUCGAACGACUUUUGUAUCAGUCCUGACACAAAGCUACGCUGCAACAGUAGUACCUGCGACUUCUGGCCGCAUUGCUCGCAGAGAGAUACUUUGUACUCUCCCAACCAAGCUCCAGUAUUCAUGAAGAUAUCCCAGAGCUAUCCGGCUCAUCAGAGGCUCCCCACGGACACGGGUAGCCACGCGAGCAGAGGAAGCGCCAGCUCAUCUCCGGCGUCGUUAGAGCGAAUGGACGAUCGAGAGUUCCGUGAACGCGAAAGUUCGCGGAAAAAUCGGGCCGCCAGCCGCGAUCAGAGCAAUAACAACGCGCCUAAAUAUCAGGAAAGACAGCCAAAGAGCGUGUUGAAGCAGUCGAAUCGAUGGUCGCCUCUGGAAGGAUCGAACGGGAACGGUUCGGGCGUAGAAAGGAGAGAAUAUCAUCGUUACUAUCAGAAGCCGGAGUUUACCGGUAGUUUCGAAGGUUGUGAAAAUAAGGAUAGAAAAGUGUCGCCGGUUCAGGCGAAGAGUAUCGCGAACAGGUCACCGAGUGGUCAAGUUGCCUCCUCGUCGACUACGUCGUCGUCGUCCAGCAGCGAUAUCUGGGUGACCACGUCCGAUCGAACGGUGACGAAAAGCCCGAGGAACGCGAAAAGCUCGGGCGCGUCUACUCCGAUGGAGGACGCCGUGAUCGGUUCGCUGAAAACGUUGAUGGAACCGCCGAAAGACGGAAUGCUCUCCAGGCCUGGAAGCGCACCGACCAGAGGGGAAGAUGCCCUGCCAGGGGAUGCGUCGUUGGAUCCUCACCAGCGAUCUCUGUCCUUGCCAAAGUCCUUCCUGACGCAUAAUAUCGACGGCAAUAACAAAGGAGCCUCCUGGCAACGUGGGCAGAAUUCCCAAAGGUCGAGCCCCAGUCCCAGUCGACUUCGCCACACACAGGAAGCAGCCACGCCUCACACAGCUCCUGUUUCCCCGCUGCACGAUCAACGCUCGAGCGCGUACUCUGGAAAGGAUAGGAGACGAAUUCCUGGGCUGAGCAAGGCGCAGAGGCGUAUCAAAGCGUCGAGCACGCCGGCGCUCUUGGACCGUGAUGUGGAAAGUCGACAGUGGUCGGGAGACGAAGAGGACGAGGGCACAACAGGUCACGUAACAACGGAGCAUCCUCUGGCAGAGGCGACAAUUCCCUUGGUCUCCCACUCGCGUCUUCAAGAGCAGCCCUCUAACUUAAGUGGCAAUCUCGUGACCGCUUCCGGGACCCAGAAUCCUCCUCGUUCGAGCACGCAGAGCCAGCAAGAGAGCGUUCUGCAGAAAUUCAGAAAGAGCUUCUCCUUGAGGUUCCACAAAAAGGGCAGCAAGGAAAGCAACGAGAGCGAGUGUCCGGUCGAAGAUAACGAUGGAUCCGGCCCUCUGGACGAGGAGGAGGAAAGGGAGCCGCCGACUGUGACGGAACAGACCCCUCAGCACAAAGAAGACACCAGUAAUGACCAGAAAUUCCGAUUUGGUCCCCUUGUGUGGAGAAGCAGCAAGGAGAGGAAAAAGGGCAGCAAGGCUGCCAGAAACGCGAAGUGCAACAGCGGAGAUAGUGGAAUACAGAUCGAGAUGGUAUCUGGUGGAGCAUUGACUGGGGGCGGUGGUGGUGGAAUGAUGGGGGGUGGUGAUAGCUCCGAGUCCCACGACACGGAUGUCCAAGACGAGACGGACAGCCCGCCAGCCCUUCGUAGGCGAGUCGCCGACAAAUCACGACCCCAGUCCGAGCUCAUCAACCAGAUACUGAUCGACAAGUUUAAGGCGGAUCUGCAGAGCCGAGCGUCGAGGCACCAGCAUGUACGCAGAACGAACAGCGAUUUAGGAGGGCAGAGGUUACUCCAGUGGGAUACGAGGUCCGGUUACAGCCACGCGCACAAUUACCGCAGGAUGCUCUCGACUCCAUCGCCGAUCAAGACGAGGCCUCCUAGACUCAGUCCGAGGCACUCCUCCCAUGACAUCGUUACGCUGAGAAGUAACGCGAAAGGGAGGAGUUCUCGGACAAAUCUGAGGCGUUCGCUUAGCCAACCACUGGGUAUCAAUCAGCUAUCACCCUUGAUGCGCACCAAAACUGCAGGCGCGAGGUUGCCCGGUGGAAAUGUCCUGUCUGAGGACGAACAGGACGGAAGAGGUGGAACAUCCGACGAUGAGAUGAUGUCCGACUCGGAAUCCUCCAUUGCCUCCUUGACGGACAGAAAAAAGUCCUUCGAGCAGACGAUGGACGAAGAGGUCGUAAUCCUGGCUGAAGCUGUUUGGGACCACGUGGCGAUGGAACCGGAGGAGCUAGCUUUCCGUGCUGGCGAUGUGAUCGAAGUUUUGGACAACCUGGAUAAGGACUGGUGGUGGGGUAGUUGCAGAGGAGAGCAUGGCUGGUUCCCGGCUGCAUUUGUUAGGUUACGCGUAAGCCAAGAGGAUACUGUCGAGGAUUGUUUGGCGGCGAUGGCCUCUGGAGGUACGUCAAAUUCGCAACUGAGAAGACGUACCAGUGUUUCGCUAUUAUCGAACGAACAGGUCAGAACUAGCGUAGUUCGUGAACUAGUUCAAACAGAACGAGAUUUCGUUAAGAUACUGAGGGAUGUCGCGGAGGGUUACAUAGCCGAAUGUCGACGACGCACAGAUAUGUUUACCGAGGAACAGAUAGAAACGAUUUUCAUCAACCUCGAAGAGCUUAUGGACUUCCAAUCUGAGUUUUUAAAGGAGCUAGAAACUAGGAUCGACUGGAGUGCUCCGCACAAGAGUUGCGUCGGUGAAUGUUUCCUAAACCAUAGAGCAGGAUUUCGUAUGUAUUCGGAGUACUGUAACAGUCAUCCUAUGGCUACCGCCACGUUGCAGGAAUUGUAUCAACAUAAUCGUUAUAGCAAGUUCUUUGAAGCCUGUAGAUUAAUGAGAGGACUAAUAGAAAUUCCUUUAGACGGAUAUUUGUUAACGCCUGUGCAACGGAUAUGCAAGUAUCCGCUCCAGUUGGCAGAACUGUUGAAGUAUACAAAAACCGAUCAUCCAGAUUACCAUAAGAUUCAGGAAGCUCUAGAAGCGAUGCGAGGUGUUGCCGUUUUGAUUAACGAAAGAAAGAGGCGAAUGGAAAGCCUUGAAAAGCUGGCUGCCUGGCAAUUAAGGGUUGAAGGUUGGGAGGGUGAAGAUCUUAUAGAAGUUUCGUCCCAAUUGAUCUAUCAAGGCGAAGCUGUAAGAGUCACCACUGGCAUGUGGACAAACAAUAUAACCCUUUUCCUGUUUGACCAUCAAUUAGUGUAUUGUAAGAAAGACAUUUUAAAGCGAAAUACUUAUGUAUAUAAAGGGCGAAUUUAUCUCGACACAAGCGAAGUGAUUGAUGUUCCCGAUGGAAAAGAUCAUCAGUUGGGUGUAACAGUGAGGCACUGUUUGAAAGUGUAUAGUUGUGUUCGAGAUAAGUGGUUGCUGUUCUGUUGUCGCACGGCAGAAGAGAAACGUCGAUGGUUGGCAGCCAUGGCAGAGGAGCGAAGAUUAGUUGCUCAGGACAGAAAUGACGGUUUGGAGUUUCCCGCUGCGGCUAGGCAAUUGGCUAGGCUCGCCGCGACGAGACAGCAGAACAGACCGCCAAUUAAACCUCGUAAUAAAACGUACAAAAGAGAGUCGGCUUACGAAAUGCCUACAAUGAUCGGGCAAGCCACGACAAACUCGUUAGGACGUAAAGUUGGCACUUGGUUCACGUUCGGUAGCAGCAAGAAAAAUACACGACUUCAGCCGUCCUGAGACAGGCCUACCUUCGUACCAUACAUUGACUUGUGAAAGUCUAACGAGAAGCGCUUAAUCGUUGCUUCGCAACGAUGAUUUAUAUCAUACCUCAUUUAAUGUUUGAAAAACAUUUCUUAAAUUUCUUUUUGUCAGUUUAUUCCAAUUUUCUCGGUUAUUUCGACAUUCAAAGGUAUUCGAAUAAUCGAAUUCAUUUUAAUUCGCACGAAAGCAAACGAUAUCAAGCGCUUGUCAUAUGUAUGGAACGAAGGUUCUUUAUUUAUCUAAUUUUUAAGUUUCACUCUUUAAUCGUUAUCGAUUCAAAAAUAUCGAUACGUCCUGUUAACAGGGUACCAAAACCCUAAAAUUUCCAUCGGUCCGAGUGUAGUAUUCUCUGGUUUAAUUUAAACACAUACGUUCGAUAAAAAGAAAAGUGUAACUUUACAGCAUUGACGAUAUUUAUUUCACUGCCUCGAGGAAAAUUUUUCUAGAUUCCACGCUCUGUCGUCUUACAAUCACACAGAUCACUGCAAUCACGGAGUGACAAGGUAUUAUCACUUAGUUGUUUCUAGAAAAUGAUAAACGUUGUUUGAUGAAAAUAUAACCUCAAGAAAUAUAUUAUUAAUUAACCGUAAUCAUAAAUUCUUGUAAAGGAGGGUAUGCGUGCAAGCAACGUUUAUACGGGUAUCUUAAAUGAAAUUAAUAAUAUCAUAAACUCAGAAAAGAUACCGUGCGAAAAUUUAGAGCGAUUAAAAGUAAGGCGCCAGGUAUCGAGGCGAAUCAAGUUAAUGAUAUAAUCGAAGAAGAAAAAACAUAAAUUAGAAAACGUGAAUGCACCUACUAUUAAAAAUAUACGGAUAUAUGUGUAAAGCCGAUAGCGAGCUUUUGCGGUACUAAAGAGAAAGUACUAGUCACUCUUAUCACAAAAUCACAUGAAAGACCAGUGAUGAUAAAAUUUUAGCAGUAUCGAAAUGCAACCGCUUGUAUGUUGUGAGCAAUGAAUGGAUUAGUAAUGGCCAUCAGUUUUCUAUGGUAAUAAAGACUGACUGAGAAAUGCUUGUUUCCCAGAGAUACAUGAGCAAAUAUAGGUACGAGGGUAGCACUGAGAGAAAAGUAUAGUCAAAGAGUAACCGAAUUUUGCUAUAAGUAGAUAUAUUUAGAGUUCCAAAGUGAAGAUACAUUCUUAAAUGUAUUUCUGGUUCGAUAACCAAUUACAUAGUCUGUUUUAGAAUGCACAUUGAAAUAAAAAGAAACGACAUUGACAUAAAUAUCAUGCAUUGAAACUUUCUCUCAGUGAAGCGAAACGUAUCAUAGUACAUAUUCGUUAAAAAAAAAAAACAAAAAAGAAUCUUUAAAUUGUUUCACGAUACGCCCUUUUACUGCCUAGAAUUAUUGUCGCUUCACACGAAGCAGUAAAUCAUAAUACUCAUCGUAGUUUGUACGAAGGUUUUAAAUUUUUGGUAAAUGGACGAAGAAUUAUAUUUCUACGUCGGUUACGGAGCGACAGUAUUAACGAUAUAGAAAUCACUAAACGUGUAAAUACUCGCAUAUCAAGCUUCUUUUCUACUGCUGCUGUAGAAGUUUCUAAAAAGGAAUCAUUUGAGACAUCGUUCAUGUUUUUCUACUCUUGUACAGAAAAAGUGUUACGAAAAUAUCAUGAUGAAAGCCAGUCAGCCAGCAAAAACCUCUGUGUUUUGUAGGUAAAAGUUAACAGCAUGUACACACUAUCUGUAAUUCUUCAUCGUGAACAAUACAAUUAACAUUUUGAAAAACUAGUCCACCAAUUGUGAAAGUUUUCAACACUGCCAAUAUGUUUACUAAAUAUGUUUUUAUUCGUUUCUGACAUUCUUCAUCAUCUUAACGCAUACAUAAUAUUAAAGUAUACGUUCGUGAAAACAUAACUGUUAAUCUCUGUCUUUAACCGUAAUUGUGCAGAGAAAUAAAGGAAGAAAUACUUAUGAAACAUAAACAAUACACAGAAGUAUAUUUUUGCUUAUUUUCUGGCAUUGUAUUUACUAUACGACAAGGACAAUAUGAUGAUAAAAGUGAAAGAGCAAGAUUCCUACUCAAUUGUACAGAGAUCAUUAAUCAUUGAUGUGUAGUCUAGGAGCGAUACAUUUGUUGCUGGACCUAAUUCUUUUAAGAGUUAUUUUUAUAGGACAAAUUUAUUUGUUCGAACGCAAUUUCUCUAUAAGCAUUGUUAUGUAAGGACAGUUAUAAUGGCCAAUGUGACUAAAUGUAAGGAAAGAAAUAACAAAAUGUUAAUUAUAAAUGCUGAAACAAUAAUACCGCAUAUUGCACAUCUCACAGCUUUUCAUUCAUUGAAUCUCACUAACAUCAAUAAAGAAUAAAUCUUCUGUAAAUUAUCAGAGUAAUAUUACGAAUAUUCGCAGAACGCAUUAGUUAUUAAUUA
Messenger RNA from Eufriesea mexicana, 9019 nucleotides. It is a transcript of the gene RhoGEF3, whose product is annotated as Rho guanine nucleotide exchange factor 3. NCBI's taxonomy places the organism in Eukaryota, Metazoa, Arthropoda, Insecta, Hymenoptera, Apidae. The record is from RefSeq and is a predicted model, not a curated record. Bases 1 to 6627 code for a protein of 2208 amino acids. Gene Ontology annotation, molecular function: guanyl-nucleotide exchange factor activity; protein binding. The transcript has 20 exons. Gene Ontology annotation, biological process: intracellular signal transduction.